This is a messenger RNA of Lycium barbarum (goji berry), 2400 nucleotides long. RefSeq lists its product as uncharacterized. Lineage: Eukaryota; Viridiplantae; Streptophyta; Magnoliopsida; Solanales; Solanaceae. The transcript has a single exon. Bases 1 to 2400 code for a protein of 799 amino acids. The record is from RefSeq and is a predicted model, not a curated record.
AUGGCCCAUAAGGAUGGAAACGAGUCAGACGGUGAUGAAUCUCGAGGUCAGAUGGUUCAACAUGAAUCAGCAUUAGCAGAGGAAGUAAGGAUGUUGAGACAACAAAUGGCUGACAUGUACCAGGCUUGGAUGAAUGGGCAAGCUCCACCAUCUUCAAUCCCUGGAUUCCCGGAUGUGACUAUGUCAAUCCCCAUUGAAACCCCGACAAGUGAUCCACUUUUUCCUCCUGGAUUUGGUCCACAUGUUAACAUAUCCAACACUUUUGGAACUUCCACUGUGCGCCCUCCAAAUGCACCCCUCAGAAAUAACCCACUUUUCAUCCCCGCUGUACAAACUACUACAAUCCCUCAACCAACAUUGGUACAGAAGUCCAAUAAUGAGCCUCCAUCUAAAGGUCAACACGAUCAAUAUUAUUCUCCGGAAUUGACCUUUAAAGUCCCAGACUCGUAUAACCCCUUUCAGCUGUAUAGUUCCCCCGUCGAGAUUGAGAAAACUGCUAAGAAUGAGGGACAAGAAGAAAUGGCUAGAAAAAUGAAGAGUCUAGAGCAGAGUGUGAGGACUAUGCAAGGAUUAAGAGGUCCAAAAAGCGUCUCAUACAGAGAUUUGUGUAUGUUCCCCAAUGUUCAUUUGCCCCCUGGUUUUAAGACUCCGAAGUUUAAGAAGUACGAUGGUCACGGUGACCCUGUAUCACACUUGAAGAAGUAUUAUAAUCAACUAAGAGGGGCAGGGAGUAAGGAAGAAUUACUCAUGGCAUAUUUUGGAGAAAGUCUAGUGGGAAUUGCCUCAGAAUGGUUCAUCGAUCAAGAUAUUUCUAAUUGGCCUACAUGGGAUGACAUGGCAGGAGAUUUUGUUCGACAAUUUCAAUAUAACAUUGAUAUUGUGCCUGAUCGCACUUCUCUCGCCAGUAUAAGAAAAAAGCCUACCGAGAGUUUUAGAGAAUAUGCUAUCAAGUGGAGGGAACAAGCUGCCAGGGUCAAACCACCGAUGAAGGAGUCGGAAAUGAUUGAUGUUUUCCUCCAGGCACAAGAACCUGAUUACUUCCAUUGCUUGCUUUCCAUAGUGGGAAAGACAUUCGCAGAAGCAAUUAAAGUUGGGGAAAUGGUUGAAAAUGGCAUCAAGUCCGACAAAAUUGUGAGUCAGGUAGCACUCAAGGCUACCACCCAAGCAAUUCAAAAUGGGUCUGGUGGUUUUGGAAAUCGAAAAAAGAAAGAGGAAGGAUCCAUGAUGGCAUCAGGGUCCAGUGCUGCUCAAAGGGGGACAAACCACCAAAUCUUACGAGGACAAUCCAACUCACCUCAACAUUUUUAUCCGCAUCAGGAUCCCCACUACUUAAUUGCUCCACCCCAAUUUACGGUUUUCAACACCCAGGCAUAUGCCCGACCUCCUCAACGCCAACAAUGGAGGGCGCCUGCUCCACAAGGCUUUCGUCCCCAACAACAAAAUUUUCAAGCACCUUAUAAUCCACGUCCUAAGACUUAUUAUGUAAGAGAACAAAGACAGAGGGAAAAUUUCACCCCAAUUGGAGAAUCAUACACAAGCCUGUUGCGGAAAUUGAUACAAUUGGGUUUGAUUGAACCUAUCAUGUCGUAUAAUGUCAACCCAAAUGCAAGAGGUUUUGACCCCACUGUCAGGUGCGAAUAUCAUUCUAACGCUCAGGGUCAUAGCACAGAAAAUUGUUUUACUUUGAAGAGAGCCAUUGAGAAGCUAAUUGAUGACAAAGCGAUUGUGAUACAUGACAAAGAGGCUCCGAAUGUCACCAACAACCCACUUCCUUCUCACAACAAUGCUCAUGUUGUUGGGAUGAUCUGUGACGAUAAGGAAUACAAGCAAACAGGCAAAACAAUAAUGGAAAUUGACACCUUAAAAGAAGGGUUGGGUAUGGUGACAAAGUCUGCACGAGAAGCACUAUUGUGUGUAAAAGUUGCAAGUUCUAAUGUGAAUCUCAAAGGCUCAGGGAAGUUGAUAUUGUAUGUUCCUGGAGCCACAAAGAAAAAAGAGACAUUAGUAACUGGACCAAAAUUAUAUGUUCCUAGUGGUUUUCCCAGGUUUGGUCAAAACCAGAAUGGUUUAGGAAAGAUGACAGAACCAAUUGUGAUAAAGCACACGACACAACUUCCGGUGACAAACAUGAAAACUGUCCUAUGGAACUACAACAAAAUCACUGUGACUUACAAGGGCAAGGAGAUUGUUGAAGAAAUAGACGAAACCGGUGGCUUAACGCGUUCUGGGAGGUGUUAUGCUCCAGAAGAAUUAAGGAGAGCCAAACAAGCUAGGGAUAGCCAAUUUCCAGUGAAAAAACCUAUCACUGAAGAGGAGGCUGAAGAGUUCAUGAAGAAGAUGCAAGUUCAGGAUUACUCUAUUGUUGAUCAGUUGAGAAAAACUCCUGCUCAGAUUUCAUAG